Fundulus heteroclitus (mummichog) is the source of this 1534-nucleotide messenger RNA. It is a transcript of the gene cldn23l, whose product is annotated as claudin-23. Bases 156 to 911 code for a protein of 251 amino acids. The transcript has a single exon. Gene Ontology annotation, cellular component: bicellular tight junction; plasma membrane. The record is from RefSeq and is a predicted model, not a curated record. Gene Ontology annotation, molecular function: structural molecule activity. NCBI's taxonomy places the organism in Eukaryota, Metazoa, Chordata, Actinopteri, Cyprinodontiformes, Fundulidae. Gene Ontology annotation, biological process: bicellular tight junction assembly; cell adhesion.
CCGAGCAAGCUGCUUCCCUCCGAGCUGACGGCCAGAUCAUCUGGUUUCUGGGUUUUUGGGGAAACUCUCCAUGCACGUUCACUGUUGCUUUAAUCUCUCCUUCUUCGUUAGUUACGCGUCUCGAGUAUUAUCAGAGAAAAUCCGUUUUAGCACAAAUGAUGCAAACUCCAGCCUCCAUGGUGAUGGGGAUCGUUUUUUCACCUUUGGGGCUUGUCCUCGUCUUCACCGCGGCCAUCACGCCUCAGUGGCGGGAGGGACAGGCUCGUCUGAACAUCGGAGGGACGGGAUCUCUUCUCCGGUCCGGAGCGAAGGGCCAAGGGCUGGGCGUCAGGUCCGGGACGGUGGAGGCCCUGCUCCUGCUGCGCUCUGACGGCCUGUGGGAGAGCUGCCUGCAGGUGGAGCAGCCGGAGCUGAAGCAGUGCUGGCCCGUGGCUGGUCCGUAUCAAAGAGACGCUCGGGUUCGGCUGGUGCAAGGCCUGGUGCUCACGUCCCUGUUCCUGUGCGGCAUCGGCAUUGUUCUGGCUUGCAUCGGGGUCCGUUGCUGGACAGAUCUACCUCUGAGGAGGGUGGCCGCUUCAGGUGGACUCCUCGUGGUGACCGCCGGCCUUCUGAGCCUGACCGGACUCGGGGUGUACACCCACAACCUCAGACGACUCGGGGUGGAUCCCAGUCAAGGACUCAACAACCCCAAGUUCCCCCAGCUGAGCCUGAACGCAGCUGGGUCGCUCUACUUUGGGUGGCUGGGUUCUUGUUUGCAGGUCCUGGGAGGCACGGCGCUGCUGUUCAGCUUCAAGCGGCCAAGAUGCCCGACCUGCCCGUCCCGCCAGGAGCAAACGGUCUGCCCCGCGUGCCACUCGUGUCCCGAAAUCACAAGCAAGACGGACAUGGACGUCUAUGAAGUCAGCUGUUAGAGCGUGAUCCAACGAGAUGAAACACAUCAGCACACGAAUCUGCCUGUGGAGGACAUAAAAGUUACAAUCAAAAAUGAAAUCUGUAAAGUAUAGUAAGUAAAAGGUUAUUUCCGUAGCACGUUUUCACAGACAUGUAUCACAAAGUGCUUUACAAGAAGGGUAAACCCAAGAAAACACACACAAAAGACAUUUAAAAACACAACAUAACCAUAAAUGCAUAUCAUAAAAGCCCAAAUCUAACUAAAGGCUUCUGGGAAGAAGCAUUUUCUUGCAACAGCUCGAAAAGAUCAGUCACCUAAAUCUGGUUAAUAUUGGAGACCAGAGAAACUCCUAUCGGUACAAUGUUGGCUGUAGUUAUAGUGAAAAAUGUACUUUGAUAAAUAUAGAUUUGUGAAGCUUUUUGUAAAAUAGCUCGAGUCAGAACAAGACUGUGACCAUGUGAGGUAUUUAUAAGAACAUUUAGCGGUUUUUAGAUGACGCUUUGCGAUACUAACUGAGAACGGACUCAGACGCUGGAUUUUCUGCGUACUUUCUGGUGUUGUUCAUUAGGACCAAAUUGGACCCAAAUUCACUGAUGUACUGUGUGACUCUUUAAAUGUUAUUUGAAAUGUCAGUUUAAUGAG